AUGAUUCGUACAGUUGGCUUAGGAAGAUCAAAUGAUGAGACACCUGUUUUUGGUCAGGAUCAAAACACCACCAAGUCCAAGGUUGUACAAUUGAUUGGUGCCGUACAGACUUUACUGAGGAUACCAUUAAUUGGAAUAAAUGUACUGGUGAUCAUUUACGAAUUACUAUUGGGAUGA
Messenger RNA from Saccharomyces eubayanus, 177 nucleotides. RefSeq names its product Yos1p (gene YOS1). NCBI's taxonomy places the organism in Eukaryota, Fungi, Ascomycota, Saccharomycetes, Saccharomycetales, Saccharomycetaceae. Bases 1 to 177 code for a protein of 58 amino acids. The transcript is spliced from 2 exons. The record is from RefSeq and is a predicted model, not a curated record.